Messenger RNA from Somion occarium, 1387 nucleotides. Lineage: Eukaryota; Fungi; Basidiomycota; Agaricomycetes; Polyporales; Cerrenaceae. The record is from the annotation of a GenBank genome assembly.
GUUCUUGUUCGGUUCAAUCAUUGUUGCAGGUGGCAGGGUGCAGACGGACGGUGACACAAGCCAAAAUAUAGGGAGCGCCUUCCAUUGCAAGUAUGCUAGACGUUAUUGCGGUGGUUGGGAGCGAAUGUCGUCUGUGUAUCGGAGACCAACGCCGCUAGGACGAAAGUACUCGCCUCCUUAAUAUAGACGUCUUACCUAACGAUCAGUGUUGUGCCUUUAAUGGAACUGUAUGCAAUAUUAAUCAGCCAACGUUUCACGGUCAAUUCCAUGCUCUUUGACUUGCACUCUCAUGUGUUGUUACUCGACGUAUUCACAUUUACUUGUAAUCGCGAUCUCUUCGGGUAUCUGCGCAGCUGGACCUCGUCGGUUCCCUCAUUAGGCUUAACAUCUUCGUUACCUGGGGCACAGCCUGCGCCGAAUAUCAUUGAAGUGCCAGCAACGGAAGAGGAUGACGAGGAUGAUGCAGCUACUUUGCGGGGGGAUGAUGAAGAUGUCCAUAUUGAUGAUUUACCACCUGCUUUUCCAAGUCUGAACGGUGCUCAGCGUGCAGGCUCGAGCAAAGAGACUACCAGCUCUACGAUUCCACGGAUCUUGACUGAUUCAGAGCUCAUGCCUCCUCCGCCGUUACCUGGACUUGCAAGUCGACGACCAGGAACCUCGUCGGUGUCGUCUGCGUCUUCAUCAUUUCUUCUUGUUCCCUCCGGUACUUCAUCUCUGACCGUUCCUCUGAGUACGCUGAAACCUCCGAAUAAGAAGGCGACGAAGAAGGUAGCCUUAGCACCCGGACAUGGGCCCCUUGAUUGGGCGAAUCUGAAGAAGUCCGGGAAGGAUCUUAGGGGUGUUGACACUUUGUCCCGAAUACCGAUGUCUGUUCUAAAGCAGCAUAAUAAGCGGGAUGAUGCGUGGUCCGCUUUCAACGGCAAAGUCUACAAUAUUACUCCAUACUUGCCCUAUCACCCUGGCGGCGAGAAAGAGCUAAUGCGAGUGGCGGGUAGGGAUGGAUCGAAGCUCUUUGGUACGCCAUUAUCAUUGCAAGUCGCCGGUGUUUUCGCUGACUGCGUUUCUAUCAUAGCUUUAACUCAUGGCUGGGUUAACAUAGACUACAUGCUUGAUGAGUGCCUAGUUGGUUUCCUGGUCCCGGACUCUUGACGAGACUACCAGGGCUGCUGCCUCUUUUCGAAAUACACUUCAUUCCUCCUGGAUGUCAUGAUACCCAUACUCUAGAAUAGGGCUUAUCUAUACACCAUAUUGUUUUUGUGCUACUUAUACUAGAAUACGCUAGACCAUUUCUAUGUUAGACAAGAGGUCCUUUCUUGGAGGAUAGUGAGCGACAGAAGUAAUCAUCAGAGAGCUUUUUUUUGGGCCGGGUCAUGUUCACACCCACAAA